CUAAACACUGAAAAAUUGUUUUCAAUGAUCGUUUUACAACCAUCUCAUAACGAUAUUCAUACAAACUUCUCCGCAAUUCCUCCCCAACAUAUUCCUUCUUCAAUGUAUCAAACUGCCCCUCAAUACCAACCGCAACAGUCGUUCGUUUAUCCAAACAUAUAUCACUCAAGAUCGCCUUCUACAUCAUCGUUAUCUAGGCAUUCACCAGCUGAUACUUCGUUCGCUAUAGAUGCAAAUUAUUUGUAUCAGUCGUCUGUUAAUACUACCAACUCUAUGACUACUCAAUCUGAUGUACAAAAAGCUUCACCUAUUCAACAAAAUCAUUCUUCUCCAACUAUGAUGCCUUCCGGAUCGGCAUCAAGUGUUACUUUAUCGCCUGAUAAUACUGCAAAUAUUCUUCCACCUUUAUCAGAAGUUUUUCCAACUUCUUCAGCUCAUCCUGGUCAACAAAAUUCAUCUACAUCAUCUCCAAUUCAAUCUCAAGUUGUCUCACAACCACAAUCACAACAUCAAACGAACGCAAAUAUGCCAAUGACAUCAGCUGCUGCUCAUUCUGGCUUUUAUCAAACAAUUCCACAAUAUUCUGAUUUACUGAUAAUUCAACAACCUCAAAUUGCUUCAAAUAUUCCUGUAGCUGAUCCUCGUACUUUACCUCGUAUUGGUGCAAGUGCUUCUGAAAUGCAAGCUCUUUCUGGUGGUGCAAUAGACCCUAUAGGUAGAAGUCGUAAUAGUACAUCAAUGCUCGCUAUCAACACAAAUGGUUUAACUGUAGGUGCAACUGAUACUAGUCCAAUGAGUGCUAAUUCUUCUACAGGUUCACCGAUAGUUCCAAAUUCACUUAAUUAUCAUCAUCAUAAUGCUGCAAAUGCUGCUCAUCAUCAAGCUUUACUUAAUAGUCAUUUUAUGGCAGCUGCUCAAUCUAUGAAUAAUGGUAAUUUGAUAGCAUCAACAACACAUCGUUCAUCUAAUAAUCGUCGAAGUAUUAGAUCAGAAGAUGGUAAUGACGCGAUCUCUCAAGCUAAUAAUGGUGAACGUCCUCAAAAAGUAUACUCUUUCGUAGCUUUACCAGGAAUUAAUACUAAGAAAAGACCUCGUCGAAGAUAUGAUGAAAUUGAACGUCAUUAUGCUUGUAAUUAUUCUGGAUGUACAAAAAGUUAUGGUACUCUUAAUCAUUUGAACGCUCAUGUACAGAUGCAAAAGCAUGGACCAAAACGACAUCCUUCUGAAUUUAAAGAACUUCGGAAACAAUGGCGAAGACAAAAACGUGAAGAAGAAGAACGUAAAGCUGCUGAAGCUGCCAAUGCUAAAAACGUUAUUGGUUUAAAUAUAAAUUCCCUUUCCUCGAUAUGA
This is a messenger RNA of Scutellospora calospora, 1350 nucleotides long. NCBI's taxonomy places the organism in Eukaryota, Fungi, Glomeromycota, Glomeromycetes, Diversisporales, Gigasporaceae. The record is from the annotation of a GenBank genome assembly.